Condylura cristata (star-nosed mole) is the source of this 1015-nucleotide messenger RNA. RefSeq names its product neuronal differentiation 4 (gene NEUROD4). Bases 23 to 1015 code for a protein of 330 amino acids. The record is from RefSeq and is a predicted model, not a curated record. NCBI's taxonomy places the organism in Eukaryota, Metazoa, Chordata, Mammalia, Eulipotyphla, Talpidae. The transcript has 2 exons. Gene Ontology annotation, biological process: regulation of DNA-templated transcription; nervous system development. Gene Ontology annotation, molecular function: protein dimerization activity.
GCCGCUGAGAGAGGAUCUGGAAAUGACAAAGACUUACGUGAAGCCCAAGGAGAUGUCGGAAGUGGCCAGCACACCAUCCUGGGUGGACAAAGGUCUGGGUUCUCAGAAUGAGAUGAAGGAGGAGGAGAGAAGACCCGCUGCUUACGGGGUGCUUGGCAGCUUAGCCGAAGAGCACGACAGCAUAGAGGAGGAAGACGAGGAGGAAGAGGAUGGGGAGAAGCCCAAGAGACGGGGUCCCAAGAAAAAGAAAAUGACCAAAGCUCGCCUGGAACGAUUUAGAGCCCGAAGGGUCAAGGCCAAUGCCAGGGAGCGGACACGAAUGCACGGGCUGAACGAUGCGCUGGACGACCUGCGGAGGGUGGUGCCAUGGUACUCCAAGACCCAGAAGCUCUCCAAGAUAGAGACACUUAGGCUGGCCAGGAACUACAUUUGGGCUCUGUCAGAGGUCCUGGAGACGGGCCAGACCCCCGAAGGGAAGGGCUUCGUGGAGAUGCUCUGUAAAGGGCUCUCCCAGCCCACAAGCAACCUGGUGGCCGGGUGCCUGCAGCUGGGCCCGCAGGCUGUGCUCCUGGAGAAGCGCGAGGACACGUCCCUUUGUGGCUCUGCCAUCUCCGUCCAUGACUUCAACUAUCAGUCUCCCGGGCUGCCCAGCCCGCCCUACGGCCACAUGGAAACACAUCUUAUUAACCUCAAGCCCCCAGUGUUCAAGGGCUUGGGCGACCCCUCCUUUGGCAGCCACCCCCCUGACUGCAGAACCCCCCCUUAUGAGGGCCCACUGACUCCACCUCUGAGUAUCAGUGGGAACUUUUCCUUGAAGCAAGAUGGCUCUCCCGAUCUGGAUAAAUCGUACGGCUUCGUCCCGCACUAUCCUUCUGCCAGCCUCAGCUCAGGACACCUACAUUCAACCCCCUUUCAGGUGGGUGCUCCCCACUAUGAUGUUCCCCUCGAUAUGUCCUAUGACUCUUACCCCCACCCUGGCCUCGGCGCCCAACUCAAUACAAUCUUCACUGAUUAG